AUGGUUGUUGUAAUGGCCAUGGCUAACAAUGGAUCACUUUCUCCUGCCCCUCCUGCGGCUUUCCAAGAGCCCCCACCCGAUUACAUUGAAAAUGGACGCCUAUAUCAUGGACUACAUAAAGGAAAAUACAUGUUUCCUUGCGACGAGGAUGAGAAAGAUCGGAUGGAUAUAUUUCACAAAUUUUUCGAAGUCGCAAUGGGAGGUGUAUUGCACUCAAGGAAUACCACGUUCACGAAUAAUUAUGAUGGGCCACGAAUUUUGGAUCUAGGGACAGGUACCGGAAUAUGGGCGAUUGAUAUGGCCGACAAAUAUGGUUCAGAUAUGGGUACAGGUGAAGUUCUCGGGCUUGACCUAGCUAGAAUACAACCUCCAACUAUUCCCGAAAAUUUACAGUUUUUACAAAGAGACAUAGAAUCGCCCUGGUGGGGACUCGAAGUUGAGUCGUGGGAUAUGGUCCAUAUACGGAUGCUUUCUGGGAGCAUCAAUAGCUGGCCUGCAUUAUACCAAAAGGUCCGCAGGUAUCUCAAGCCUCAGGUGGGCCGUUUCGAGCAGGUUGAAAUAGAUUUUACUCCUCGCUCAGAUUUCGGGGACAUUCCAGCCGACUCGGCGCUGGCUACAUGGGCGCGGAACCUUUUCGAAGCUACUCGGCGCAAUUUUCGACCUCUAGCUUAUAAUACCGAGAUUCGAGCAAUGCUUCAAAAAGAAGAGUUUCUCGAUAUUCAAGAAGAAGUGAUACGAAUUCCCCUUAAUCCAUGGCCCGAUGAUUCACAAGAAAAAGAUGUUGCAAGAUGGUACAAUCUGGCCCUCACCCAGGGACUAGAAGCAAUGACGCUUGGGCCCAUGCACAGAAUUUACGGGUGGACGAAAGAUGAUGUCACAAGGCUGAUUACAGAAGUGAGGAGAGAUAUUUGCAAUAGGAAAAUUCGCGCUUACAAUAAUUUGCAUGUAUGGACUGCACGCGCACCGGUCAAACCCCCUUCAUAG
Molecule: messenger RNA, 984 nt
Organism: Botrytis byssoidea
Lineage: Eukaryota; Fungi; Ascomycota; Leotiomycetes; Helotiales; Sclerotiniaceae
Exons: 7
Coding region: 1-984 (327 amino acids)
Molecular function (GO): methyltransferase activity
Source: RefSeq, a predicted model, not a curated record